AUGUCAUGGAACAAAAUGAACGUCUUCCAUUGGCAUUUUCUUGAUGCGACGUCAUUCCCAUACGCUUCCCAAGCAUAUCCGCAAUUAGCGAACAAGGGAGCUUACAGUUCUGCACAUCAGUACACAAAUGAUGAUAUUCGCAACCUGGUACAGUAUGCGAAAGAGCGUGGAGUGCGUGUCAUACCUGAACUUGAAGCUCCUGGACACAGUACUUCUUGGGCGUACGGAAUUCCUGAGAUUGUAUCGUGCGUCAACAAGGUUCCUUACACAGGGUUUACCGUUCAACCACCAAGUGGCCAAUUAAACAUUGCCAACAACAAGACCAAAGAAGUUGUCAAUACCAUCAUAGAUGAGUUAUCUGAAUUGUUUCCUGACUCGUGGUUCCAUGCAUCCGGUGACGAAGUAAUCAUGAACUGUUGGACAAACGACACUCAGAUCGUAUCAUAUCUGGCAGAAAGGAAUAUGACCAUUAUGGAACUCUUUCGACGUUUUGUCGUCGAUAUGCAGAAUCAUAUUCGUUCUCGCCAUAAGACUGUAAUGGUUUGGCAGGAAAUGUUGCUAGAAUAUAAUUUUACUCUGCCGGCAGAUACGAUAGUGCAGAUUUGGAUCGGUUCUUCUGGAGUAAAAGCUGCAACUGAAAAAGGAUACAAGACCGUUGUUUCCUCGAGUGAUUAUUGGUAUUUAGAUACUGGUUAUGGUAAACCACGAAGCAAUCCUUAUUCGAAUGUGCCCGGAGCAGGUUACAAUCAUUGGAAUAGAGUUUAUUCUUAUGAUAUAAGAGCGAAUCUAACCGAAGAAGAAGCAAAUUUGAUUCAGGGAGGAGAAGUUUGCAUGUGGAGUGAACUGGCCGAUAGGACUAAUUUUGAAGGAAAAAUUUGGCCACGAGCAGCAGCAGCUGCUGAACGAUUAUGGUCAGGUUAUGAAACGCCCACUGGUGACACGAUUGCGAGUGAUGAUGCUAUUCUUCGACUAUUGCCAUGGCGUGAGCUUAUGGUUCUUCGAGGUACAAUGGCGUCGCCUCUCAAUCAAGGCUUCUGCACUCGUAAUCCACUUGACUGCUUCCAAACCUGA
Adineta ricciae is the source of this 1071-nucleotide messenger RNA. The record is from the annotation of a GenBank genome assembly. NCBI's taxonomy places the organism in Eukaryota, Metazoa, Rotifera, Eurotatoria, Adinetida, Adinetidae.